ACUGCAGGGUCUCCCCUAACCCGACCAGCUCUGCUUCCCCAGCAGCAGCCCAACUGGAGGGAGAUCAUCAACCGGAAGCUGAAGUUCCCACGGGGGCUGCUGAGCGCUAUCCAGGACGGGAACCUGCCCAUGGUGCAGCAGCUGCUGCAGGUGGGCGAUGGCAUCCUGCGGCAGCUGGACGAGACCGAGGACCGGGCAUGGUGGGAAGCCCUCAACCUGGCCAUCCGUGCGGGCGGGGAGGAAGUGGCCAAGGCCUUGCUGCGCUACGUCAAAUUUGACUUCCGCCAGGUCCACGAGGCCCUGCUGGUGGCUGUGGACACCAACCAGCCCCACGUGGUCAAGCUGCUGCUGGACCGGCUGAACCAGGAGAAGGGACUCAAGAUGGACCUCAAGUCCUUCUCGCUGGCCUUCUUCGACAACACCAUCGACGCCUCCCGCUUCGCGCCCAGCGUGACGCCGCUCACCCUGGCCUGCGAGAAGGACCUCUACGAGAUCGUGGACAUGCUGACGCAGAAAGGCCACACCAUCUCCCACCCCCACCGCGUCUCCUGCCCCUGCCUGGAGUGCACCAACGCCCACCAGUACGACCUGCUCAAGUUCUCCCUCUCCCGCAUCAACACCUAUAAGGGCCUCGCCAGCCGCGCCUACCUCUCGGUUGCCAGCGAGGAUGCCAUGCUUGCUGCCUUCAAGCUCAGUCACGAGCUCAAGCGCCUCUCUCGCAAGGAGCCCGAGUUCAAGCCCGAGUACCUGCGCCUGGAGCAGCUGAGCCAGGAGUUCGCCUUCGAGCUGCUGGGGAUGUGCCGCAACCAGAGCGAGGUGGCGGCCGUGCUCAACGACCUGGGGGACAGCAGCGAGGAGGAGGAUCUGGGCAGCCAGGCCUUCGAGGAGGGCAUCCCCAACCUGGCCCGGCUUCGCCUGGCCGUCCAUUACGACCAGAAGAGGUUUGUCACGCACCCCACCUGCCAGCAAGUGCUGUCAUCCAUCUGGUGCGGGAACCUGUCCGGCUGGCGUGGCAGCAACACCCUCUGGAAGCUCUUUGUCUCCUGCUCCAUCUUCCUUACCAUGCCCAUCCUGUGCCUGCUCUACUGGGUUGCUCCCAAGUCCCGGGUGGGCAAAAUGCUGAAGAUCCCAGUGAUCAAGUUCCUCCUGCACUCCGCCUCGUACCUCUGGUUCCUGGUCUUCCUGCUGCUGGAGUCCGUGGUGCUGGAGCGUAAGCACAAAGACUUCCUGGGCCGGAGCCAGACCUUGUGGGGCAACUCCUGGCACAUGAUCUGGGUGGCAGGGUGGAUUCCCCCUGCCCCGCUCAUGUCCCAGUGCCCGCCACCUGCCACCACGCCCCAUGUUACACUCCUCAUAUACUACCAGCAUGCAAGGCAAAACAGGCUGCCCAAUGCCAGGGCCAUGCUCAGUGACCCAGGGAAGGGGGACGAUGCCGACGUGGAGUGGAAGUUUGCCCGCUCCAAGCUCUACCUGUCCUACUUCCGGGAGGGCCUGACACUGCCUGUGCCCUUCAACGUCAUUCCAACCCCCAAGUCCCUCUUCUACAUGGUCAGGGGCAUCUUCCAGUUCAUUUGCUGCUGCAAAGCCAAGAAGCAGCAGGACUGUCCCUCGAUCCCCACCAUUGUAAGUGUCCCGCACAACACAGCGGCUGGUAGAAGCUGCAUUGGCCGUGUGGCCGUUGGUAGAAGCCACGUUGGCUGCGAGGCUGUUCUGCGAGGCUGGAUGAAUGGUAAGCAGCACCGUUCCCUGGUACCUGUGUAA
Alligator mississippiensis (American alligator) is the source of this 1761-nucleotide messenger RNA. Its product is annotated as short transient receptor potential channel 2-like. The transcript is spliced from 7 exons. Gene Ontology annotation, molecular function: inositol 1,4,5 trisphosphate binding; protein binding; store-operated calcium channel activity. The record is from RefSeq and is a predicted model, not a curated record. Gene Ontology annotation, cellular component: cation channel complex; membrane. NCBI's taxonomy places the organism in Eukaryota, Metazoa, Chordata, Crocodylia, Alligatoridae. The annotation marks the transcript as partial. Gene Ontology annotation, biological process: manganese ion transport; calcium ion transmembrane transport; regulation of cytosolic calcium ion concentration.